This is a messenger RNA of Gossypium raimondii (Peruvian cotton), 1559 nucleotides long. Its product is annotated as protein ALP1-like. Lineage: Eukaryota; Viridiplantae; Streptophyta; Magnoliopsida; Malvales; Malvaceae. The transcript is spliced from 3 exons. The coding region runs from base 179 to 1348 and encodes 389 amino acids. The record is from RefSeq and is a predicted model, not a curated record.
CUCUUUUCUUCCUACGACAAAUCUAGGCAAUGUUUUAGCAGUUUAUAUAUAAAGGCCAAAAUUUGUAUCCCACAGUGUUUCAAACAAACACUUCUAGAGUUCUUUACUUUCCUGUGGAUUUCUCAUCAGAGGGUUUUGUUCUUGGAUUCAAUUGGGUGUCUUUUUUUGGGGGGAGGUGAUGGGUCCUGUAAGAGGGUUAAAGAAAAGAAGGAAGAUAGAGAAGAAACCUGAAGAAAAUGCUUCUGAUUCUUCAGAGAAGGAACGAUCUAUUGAUUGGUGGGAUGAACUUUCCAAGAAGAUGAAUGGUAUUCGAUCGCCAUCUAAAGGUCUUGAUAAGUUCAAAUCUGUUUUCAAAAUCUCUAGAAAAACCUUCAACUACGUAUGUUCACUUGUGAAGGAAGAUAUGAUGGCUAAGCAAGCAAAUUUUACAUUUUCAAAUGGUAAACCUGUGCCUUUUGAAGAUCAAGUAGCAGUAGCUUUGAGAAGGCUAAGCUCCGGUCAAUCACUAGUGACGGUUGGUGAUUCGUUUGGGCUCCACCACUCAACUGUCUCUCAGUUGACCUGGCGCUUUGUGGAGGCUAUGGAAGAAAGGGGUCUUCACCACCUGCAAUGGCCUACUGAAGCUGAAAUGACAGGAAUAAAGUCGAAAUUUGUAAGGAUUCUAGGUCUUCCUAAUUGCUGUGGUGUGAUCGACACUACUCAUGUUAUGAUGUGUUUGCCUUCAUCAGAUCCUGCUAGUAAAGUGUGGCUUGACCACGAGAAGAAUCACAGCAUGGUUUUGCAGGCAAUCGUGGACCCUGAAAUGAGGUUCAGGGACAUAGUAACCGGGUGGCCAGGUAAAAUCGAAGACUGGUUGGUGUUUCAGAGUUCAAAUUUCUACAAACUGUGUGAUAAAGGAGACAGGUUGAAUGGGGAAAAGCUAGAGCUCCCGGAAGGAUCGGAAAUAAGAGAAUACAUAAUAGGAGAUUUAGGCUAUCCUUUAUUACCCUAUCUUGUUAUACCUUACGAGGGGAAGGAACUACCGGAAUUAAGAGUAGAGUUCAAUAAAAGGCAUUCCGCAACUCGGCUGGUGGCACACAGAGCAUUCUCAAGGCUCAAAGAAAUGUGGAAGAUCAUCCAAGGCGUGAUGUGGAGACCCGACAAACAUAAGUUGCCAAGGAUCAUCCUGGUUUGCUGUUUGCUUCAUAACAUUGUUAUUGACUUGGAAGAUGAUGUGCAAGAUGAAAUGCCAUUGUCUCAUGAUCACGAUUCCGGCUACCACCAACAGACUUGCGGAUCUGUUGACAUCAAUGGUGUUCACCUGAGAGAUAAACUCUCUCUCUACUUAUCUGGGAAAUUGCCACCUUAAUUGUAUUCCAUACACACACACAUGCAUUUUAUUCAAGUUAACUUACUUUCGUUUGAAUUAAAAUUGUAAAAGUUAACAUAACCAUUGCAUUUGUUUGAGUCUCGUCAUCACAAGGGCUUAUUACCCAAUCAAAUGGAAUCAAAGUCAUUGUCUAAAAUGUCCCUGUUGUAUGAAGAGAGAAAGACCAGAUAGUCCAAAACAGGAUGACAUG